CGACGACGUUGGUUGAUACGAAACGACGUCGAUUCGCUGUGUAAGCGUUGCGUUGUUGGCCGCGACGGCGGCAUUCACAUCGUUAGUACAAACGCUAGUGAAAAUGAAUCGGUAUAAUCGUUGUUGUCUCGGUGUGAAUGCUGUUGCCUUUGCUGCUGUAGCGAGGCGGACUGUGACGCUUUUGGGAUCCGCUGUACGAGUCAGUUGUCAGUUCGCAUCCAACCAGAAAGCAAGUAGGGUCUGUACUAGAGUUUCUUCGGUAAGAAGCCACGAGGUCGUUCGCUGCGUUAGCAAUUUGUGAGUGAUAUUUAUUUUCAUUAAAGUACAUACGCAUACGUAUAUAUCUACGUAAAUACGUACAUACGAUACGACACGUUGCUACUUUGCAAAACAUUAAUCGACGUGCGAAGGCAAUUUGAAUAGCGACCGGAUUAAGUGACUUAAUGACUGACUAAGUGUCUAACUGGCGGAAGAUGGCCCCAGCAGAGGUCUAAUAAAAAUUAUUAUGUACGUGAAUACCAAGUGUGAAAACUUACGGAAAAACUGAAAGAAUUUGCAAAAUUCUGUCAUAGAACAAGAACCGAAAGAGAAGCAAAAAAAAUAAAAAUAAUUGUAUAAAAACACGUAAUAGAAGGAAUGACGAAAGAAAGAGAAGGAAAUCACAAGCAUACAUUUUAAGUGACUGUGUGGUUGUGUAUGUGUUUGUGUGUGUGUGAAUUUUUAUGCGCGCGUGAGCAAAAAGCGCAAAAGUCUAAAAUAUGCGCGAAAGGCGAGAAGUGAAAUGAAAAUAUCGGUGAACAAAUGAAUGAAAAAUAAAAAACAAAACUUUAAAUAGAGGAAAGCACAUAAUUUGCGGGCGCGCAGAACGCAAUUUUCAAUGAAAAAAAAUUUAUUUAUUCAAAAAAAAAGAAAAAAAAGCGGGUUGUGCGAUGCGAAGCAAUAAAUUCAUCGACAUAAAGGCAAAUUGCGCGUUCAUGGCGAUCACCUAAUCAUAUAAUUUUAGAAUAAACAAAUAUUUUUAGAAAACACUUCGGUAAUGCUAUGCGCCGACCAAGUGCUGCCGUGAGUGCUACCUAUGCCCAAGCGAUUUCUUUGUUUUUUCUUUUUUUCUGUAAGGCGGAAACGCGCGAAGUACACGUUACAAAGCAGGCGAUUCUUGAGGAACGCGGCUGGCGUCUCUGAGAUCACGCGCUGAAUGAAUUCUUGAAAGCAGAAGCGGCAACAGGCUCUAAAAACACAAGUGAUCUUGCAAAUAUAUAUUUGGUGCUAAAAGUGGAAAUGAUCUCGACUUUGCCGCGCCAAUUGUUUUUGUUAAUGUUACUUGUGUAGUAGUGCUGCAUAUUCUGAAGGUGAUAGUUAAAAGUUAUACAAGUGCGUGGAAAAAAUACAAAUUUUCCAAAUAAAGUUCAACGUUCAAACGUGGCUUAAAAACACAAAAAAAGCGCAAGGUAACGACUUAAAUAUAUAAAAUUACAAAAAUAAAAAUAACAAACAAAUAAAAGAAGCUCUCGCCUGUUAACCAAGUGAUCGCGGCUGCUGAGAUUCUAGUUCCUGAGUUUCGGCGUUGCUAAGUAAUAUUAUUUUUCCCUUGAUGGAAACCACAAAAGUCGUGUCACGUGUGUUUUGGUACUAUUCGACAAUUCAAAAAAGUGACAAUUGACACACGAUUGCCAAAUAACAGUGUUAAGUAACACAAUAAUAGCGGAAAUAAAAAGUGCGUACAAAAGCAGUUAGAUCGUGCGUGAUAAAUAAAAAGUGAAACGUGUGGCAAAGUGGAAUCAGAAUUUUGAUAUUGAAAAUGUACAAUUGAAUUGAGCGUAGUUGGAGCGCAGUGUUAUAAAACGAAAAAAAAAAUUAAUAAUACAAAUAGUGAGCGAGAGCACUCGUGAGAGUAAGCAGCAAAAAAAAAAUAUUUACAUGCAUUAAAAUUUCGGCCAGUGCCAAAACUGCUCUUCAACGAUAAAAGUGAAAUAAAUAAUCGUCAACAACAACUACAACAGCUAUUAUCAGCGAUAAAAGAGAGCACCAAAACAGCGGUUCAGCAAACACUUUAACGGAGUGACAGCGGUGAAGGUUAUUCUGUAAGUAUUUUACCUGUUGUCGUUUGUGAGAAAUGCAAUUUAAAGUUCACAGCUUAUUUGUCGCAGUCGAUUUUUUGUUUUUUAACUAAUAAUAAUAAAAGUGUGGAAUAUUAAUUGUUUGGAUACAGAGGCGGCAUGGCGUGCUCAGAUGUACAAAAUUUCACUGUGCUACCAGAAGCUAAAAAGACGCGUUGCAAGUGGGUCCCACUCUGUAUAGACGAGUUCGCCAAAAUUGCACAAAAAAUUUCCUACCCGACAAGUUACACAAAUACUGCAAACCUGCACCUCAUAAACGAUCCGUUUACUAUAAUGGAGGGGUUCGUGCAUGACUGGCCCACGCCACCGCCCACAGACAUCCCCCUGCACAUGGAUCUAGUCAGCGAACUGCAGGGCGAUGGCGGUUUUGAGCCGCAGACGCGUGCCAGAUCGAAUACCUGGCCAUGUCCGCGGCCAGAGAAUUUUGUCGAACCAUCUGAUGAUUUGGACAGCACGAAGGCGAGUAAUCAACAGCUGGCGAGUGCAGAUUCGCAACAGACUAUACAGAAUAUAAAUACAGCGAAAAAGAACUCAUCACGUCGUAAUGCGUGGGGCAAUUUGUCGUAUGCGGAUUUAAUAACGCAUGCCAUCGGUUCGGCGACCGACAAGCGGCUAACGCUGAGCCAAAUCUAUGAGUGGAUGGUGCAGAAUGUGCCGUAUUUCAAAGAUAAAGGCGACUCGAAUAGCAGUGCCGGCUGGAAGAACUCCAUACGUCACAAUCUCUCGCUGCAUAAUCGUUUUAUGCGCGUACAAAACGAAGGCACCGGCAAAUCCUCAUGGUGGAUGCUGAAUCCCGAUGCCAAACCCGGUAAAUCGGUGCGUCGACGUGCUGCUUCCAUGGAGACGUCACGCUAUGAAAAACGUCGGGGGCGCGCCAAAAAGCGUGUAGAGGCUUUACGUCAGGCAGGCAUAACGGGUCUCAACGAUGCCACGCCAUCGCCGAGUAGUAGUGUUAGCGAAGGUUUAGAUCACUUCUCGGAGAGUCCAUUGCACAGUGGUAACUUUCAAUUAUCACCGGAUUUCCGACAACGCGCCUCAUCGAAUGCCAGUUCCUGCGGACGUCUCAGUCCGAUACCAGCACUUAUAGGACUUGAGCCGGAUUGGAGUUUCGGUGGCGAUUACACAAGCACAAGCAUUACGCCAGCACAGGCAGCGUCAAUGGACCAACUAGCUGGCUCAAUAGCGGAGGUCAAACUGCCAAAGGAUAUUCUACAAGGGUUUAGCGCUGCCUCCGGCAUACCCACACAGCCGCCACCGCCAUACCAGGCACCACAGACAUACAGCCUAAACGGACCGGUCGUCACGCAAGGCUACAGCUUGCAGGCACAACAAUGCCUGUUGCAUCGCUCGCUGACGUGCAGCUGCUUGCACAAUUCACGCGACGGUCUGUCGCCCAAUUCAGUCACCACAACAAUGUCCCCCGCCUAUCCGAACAGUGAGCCCUCGUCGGACUCCUUGAACACUUACAGCAAUGUGGUCUUGGACGCCGCCAAUGCCGCUGGCGUUGCGAAUGAUAAUGGUACUAGCUUAAUGGUGCAGCAGCAACAACAACAACAGCAGCAGCAGCAACAGCAGCAACAACAUCAACAACAACAACAACAUCAACAACAACAACAGCAACGACAGCAGCAGCAGCAACAACAACAACAACAGUCACUUAACACAAAUCUAGAAGACAAUAACUGCGCAUCGACGCUCAUCGGACAGUGCAUGGAGGCGCUGAACAAUGAACCACAAAUUGACGAAUUUACAUUGGACAGCUUUCAACCCGGUCUCGACUGCAAUCUCGAGGAGCUGAUCCGGCAGGAGAUGAGCAUUGACGGCAUGUUAGACAUAAAUAUACCAUUCACCGCUGACCCCACAAGUGUUGCCAACGAUACGGCGAAUUUGGUUAAUAGCGCUCUCGGCGGAGCGAAUAAUGUGCACCAACAACAACAGCAGCAACAACACCAACAACAGCUGAAUCAGUUGCAGGCUCAGUUACCCCAGCAACAGCAGCAACAAUUGAUGCCAUCACUGUUGAAUAGUAUCGCUAGCAAUAACAACAACAACAAUAAUAAUAAUAAUAGUAAUAUGUUAGAAUUGCCUACCGCCACACCGACGCAAACAAAUCUAAACGCACGCGUACAAUACUCACAAGCGAGCGUCGUGACGCCACCAUCCUGGGUGCACUAGAGGAGUGGGUGUGCAUGGAGAGUGGGUGUAAGUGAACGUAAUGUGGAGUAAAUUAGUUAUAACUAUAACAACAACAUUAUUAGCUAAACAAAGUGGUAAUCUAAUCGGUGGAUUUUGUCAACACUAGCAAAUGCAAGAAAUAAAAGGAUACUAAUAGCGAGUAAUUGGUAGCGAUUGCCCAGAUACCCGAGUGUGAACGAGGUGCAGCGUGCGAAUGUCCGACUGUUGCAGUGGUGACAUUUGAUAUGCAACAUCGUGUACAUACAUAUAAAUGUACGUUUAAUGUAAAAUGAUCUGUGCCGCAAGUCGGGAAGUCACGUAGCACAUACAUAUAUACUACAUACACAUAAAGCGAACGGUAGUUGACGAAAUGAUAUAUAACCUAACUGUAAAAAAAAUAAUGCCAACGAAUUGCUUUCUACCUUCUAUAAAUUAAAUCAAAAUCAGUUUACAAAUAAAAACUGUGUUAAAAUCACAAUUACCAAAACAAAAAACAAUAAAAAAGAAAAACAAAAAUAAUGGUCAUAUAAAAUAAGCUUAAAAAUUGGUUGAAAAACAACAAAAAAAUGUUAAUAAAACAAAAACAAAUUAAAGACAAUAGCGACAUUGGAAACGGAUUAGAGCUAAGCAACUGCAAGCAUAACUGUAAACGAGCGGAUAGCAUACAGACUCUAUUUAUAAAGCUAAUUUUUCUGGUCCCAUGGUCGAAGCAAAACAAUAAAAUACACACAUAUAUAUACAGACGCAUAUAUAAAAUUAACUGGAUUUAGCUACAAUAAUGAUUAGUACUAGUAGUAGUAAGAACUGCGUUUGUAAAAUGUUGACACAACAACAACAAUACUAUAAUCUUUCUGUAAAUAUGCAUGUUACAGUCAACUUUAGUUUGUUAAGUAACAAAAACAAAAAUAUAAAUAUACUUUGUAUUUCUCAGCUAAAAAAGAAAACAGAAAUGUUGUACUAAAAAAAUGUGCUAAAUAAAAUAUAAUAAAUGAUAAAUAUAGGAUAAAAGAAAAAGCUAAAAAAAUAUGAUAAACGAAAUCCUGAAAGUAACGUAAUACGUAAUAUAAUAUAAUUAGCAAAAUUUCAUAAAUAAAAAAGAUAAUACAUUUUUUUUUGCUUAUAAACUUUUUUAUUAAAUAUCUGUAAUGCAAAGUAUGUAAAACAUUAAAACUGAGCAUAAAAUGUAAAACAUGUUAAUUCGUUUAAGUUACAACAAAUAAAAUUGUGUUUUCCUUAUUUUUAAAGUAAAAAAAAAAAACAUUAUUAUAUAUGUGAAAAAAAGAAAAAGCUAUUGAAAAUAAAAUAGUAAGCAUAAAUAAUGAUAGAGCGAUAAAUUUAAAUGUUAAAAAAUAAAGAAAUGGUUAAAUGUGUUUAUAAUUUUUAUUUAAGUAGUACAAAAUGUAGAACGGCAACACGUCAUAGCUGUAAAAUGUAAGAAUAAAUGUAAGUCAAGCAAAAAUACAAAAAAUAAAGGAUGAAUGUUUAUUACACUACAA
Bactrocera oleae (olive fruit fly) is the source of this 5788-nucleotide messenger RNA. The record is from RefSeq and is a predicted model, not a curated record. Lineage: Eukaryota; Metazoa; Arthropoda; Insecta; Diptera; Tephritidae.